Messenger RNA from Dipodomys ordii (Ord's kangaroo rat), 1245 nucleotides. Its product is annotated as signal-regulatory protein beta-1 isoform 3-like. The transcript is spliced from 5 exons. Gene Ontology annotation, biological process: positive regulation of phagocytosis; positive regulation of T cell activation. NCBI's taxonomy places the organism in Eukaryota, Metazoa, Chordata, Mammalia, Rodentia, Heteromyidae. Gene Ontology annotation, cellular component: plasma membrane. The coding region runs from base 40 to 1017 and encodes 325 amino acids. The record is from RefSeq and is a predicted model, not a curated record.
AACACUGACAGCAGGACACAGCAGACUGCUGAGGUCUCCAUGAUGCUCAUUCAUGAUUCCUGGCCCCAGUCUGCUCCUCCUGGCCUACUACUGAUCCUCCUACUGGGACUCACAGGAACUGCUGCAGCUGAGCUGCAGGUGAUCCAGCCUGACAGGGCGGUGUCUGUCGCCGCUGGAGAGACGGCCAUGCUGCGCUGCACUGUGACCUCCAUGCUCCCUGUGGGGCCCAUCCAGUGGUUCAGGGGGAAAGGACCAAGACAGGACCUGAUCAUCCAUUUCAAAGAACAACACAACCCACGCAUCAUAAUAGUUUCAGAUCCCACACAGAGAGACAACGUGGACUUUUCCAUCCGCAUCAGGAACAUCACUCCAGCAGAUGCGGGCACCUACUACUGCGUGAAGUUCCAGAAGACAGCCACUGAGGGGGACAAGGAGUUUAAGUCUGGACCAGGCACUGAGCUGUCUGUGAUUGGUGAGUACAAUGGGGAGCUGCAGGUGAUACAGCCAUACAGAUUAGUGUCUGUCACCGCUGGAGAGAUGGUCACACUGCCCUGCACUGUGACCUCCCUGCGCCCUGUGGGACCCAUCCAGUGGUUCAGGGGGAAAGGACAAAGCAGAGAGUUGAUCUUCCAGUUCCAAGAGCCCUACCAUACACGCGUCACACCAGUUUCAGAUCCCACCCAGAGAGGCAACAUGGACUUUUCCAUCCGCAUCAGGAACAUCACCCCAGCAGACGCGGGCACCUACUACUGCGUGAAGUUCCAGAAGACAGCCACUGAGGGGGACCAGGAGUUUAAGUCUGGUCCAGGCACUGAGCUGUCUGUGAGUGGUACGAUGUAUUUUAAUCUUGCUGUGCUCCUGAUAAUUCUGCUCUUCAGCUCCAAGGUGUUGCUGGCAGUUGGAGUCUCUGCCAUCUACAUCCAUAGGAAACAGAUGCGCUCUCCUUCCUCCAACUCUGCCAAACAGGACUCUCGGUCACUGACAUCUUCACACUUGAAAACAUCCAACCUGGGGUAAAAAGCAGACCGGAACUUUUCAAGGACUCUGCUCCAGAUGCCCCCAGAUUUCUGUUUCUCAUCUGUAUGGAGACGUGAUGCCCACCCACCACCCCCACAAUUUAGACUGCAUUUCUGCUCCUGAACUGAAGCUAUAAAACCAGCUCUGAGGACUGACUCAGAACAUCGCUUCAGGAUGUGAAAGAUGAGCCCAGCCUGAACACAUUAAGAGGCUCCCACCCAUCACUUC